AGACCAAGAUUGAGGAGAUAAGAUUAUAGUGAAAAAGCCGUUAUAGCCUGCUCCAGCAGCUUCAGCGGUUAGCCUCUUUCUCUCUCAAAGCCAAAGAAAGGAGAUAAAAAAAUGGCAUCAGCUUCGGCAACUCUCCUCAAGUCUUCACCUAUCUAUGACAAAUCUGAGUGGGUUAAGGGCCAAAACCUCCGCCAGCCUUCAGUGUCUUUUGUCAGGUGCCACCCCACUUCCUCAUCAGCCUUCACCGUCCGAGCUAGCUCCUAUGCUGAUGAGCUUGUUAAGACCGCAAAAACCAUUGCAUCCCCGGGCCGUGGUAUUUUGGCCAUGGAUGAAUCAAAUGCUACAUGUGGGAAGCGACUUGCCUCAAUUGGUCUAGAGAACACUGAGGCUAACCGCCAAGCAUACCGUACCCUUCUUGUGUCAGCCCCUGGCCUUGGCGAGUACAUCUCUGGAGCUAUACUUUUCGAGGAGACUCUCUACCAAUCUACCACCGAUGGAAAAAAGAUGGUUGAUGUUCUUGUUGAGCAAAAAAUUGUCCCCGGUAUCAAAGUUGAUAAGGGUUUGGUGCCCCUCCCUGGUUCCAACAACGAGUCCUGGUGCCAAGGUCUUGAUGGUCUUUCCUCCCGCACAGCUGCCUACUACCAGCAGGGUGCUCGUUUCGCCAAAUGGCGUACUGUUGUGAGCAUUCCCAAUGGUCCAUCUGCCUUGGCAGUCAAAGAAGCAGCUUGGGGUCUUGCCCGAUAUGCUGUAAUUUCUCAAGAUAGUGGAUUGGUCCCAAUUGUGGAGCCAGAAAUCUUGCUCGAUGGUGAACAUGGAAUUGACAGGACUUUCGAAGUAGCCCAGAAGGUUUGGGCUGAGGUUUUCUUCUACCUUGCUGAGAACAAUGUCAUGUUUGAGGGUAUCCUCCUCAAGCCCAGCAUGGUCACUCCUGGUGCUGAAUGCAAAGACAAGGCCACCCCUCAGCAAGUUGCUGACUACACCCUCAAGCUCCUUCAGAGGAGAAUCCCCCCAGCCGUACCCGGAAUCAUGUUCUUGUCUGGUGGGCAAUCUGAGGUUGAAGCAACCCUCAACUUGAACGCAAUGAACCAAUCUCCCAACCCAUGGCACAUCUCGUUCUCUUACGCCAGAGCUCUCCAGAACACUUGCUUGAAGACAUGGGGAGGCAGACCCGAGAACGUUAAGGCUGCUCAAGAUACACUUCUUGUCCGUGCCAAGGCCAACUCACUAGCUCAGCUCGGCAAAUAUGCUGGUGAAGGAGAAUCAGAGGAGGCCAAGAAAGGAAUGUUUGUCAAAGGCUACGUGUACUAAGAAGCUGCAAACAAAACUACAGAUGAGAUUCUGAAGAUUGAAGAUGAUAUUUUGAUGGAGAUAUCUGGAUAUGGAUUCUCUCUCAAUGUGUUAAUGCUUUAUAGCCCUGGAGACUAUUUUUGCACCUGAUUACAAUGUACCUUUAGCCACUUAAUAAACUUCUUGUUAAUGAGAUUAGUUUGUGUGUACUCAAGUAUGCAUCAUCACAUACUAAAAUGCUUGAAUCUGCAUUUUGCACUAUAAUUCGGUCAACUCUAAUUAAUU
Messenger RNA from Durio zibethinus, 1572 nucleotides. Its product is annotated as fructose-bisphosphate aldolase 1, chloroplastic-like. Gene Ontology annotation, biological process: glycolytic process. Gene Ontology annotation, molecular function: fructose-bisphosphate aldolase activity. Lineage: Eukaryota; Viridiplantae; Streptophyta; Magnoliopsida; Malvales; Malvaceae. The record is from RefSeq and is a predicted model, not a curated record.